Molecule: messenger RNA, 1937 nt
Organism: Cheilinus undulatus (humphead wrasse)
Lineage: Eukaryota; Metazoa; Chordata; Actinopteri; Labriformes; Labridae
Gene: trim55b
Product: tripartite motif containing 55b
Exons: 8
Coding region: 163-1272 (369 amino acids)
Molecular function (GO): zinc ion binding
Source: RefSeq, a predicted model, not a curated record
UAGGAGCCCACACCCGCUAGGACGAGAGAAGCAGGCCUACUCUUCAGGAAGACUCCACAUUAUAGACUGAUUUUUUUUUAAAAACGGACCUUCUACGAGCUUAUGCUGCUUUAACAUUGUGUUCGUUUGUGUUCUACGCCUAUCUGAAAGUGUGUUUUUAAGAUGAAUACCAUGGAUAACUUGGAGAAGCAGCUGAUUUGUCCCAUAUGUCUGGAAAUGUUUACAAAGCCUGUGGUCAUUCUACCCUGCCAGCACAACCUCUGCAGAAAAUGUGCCAAUGAUGUUUUCCAGGCGUCUAAUCCAUACCUUCCAACAAGAGCGGGCUCAGUGACGUCUGGUGGCCGCUUCCGAUGCCCAUCCUGCAGACAUGAGGUGGUUCUGGACAGACAUGGUGUCUACGGGCUGCAGAGGAACCUGUUGGUGGAGAAUAUUAUCGAUAUGUUCAAGCAAGAGUCCAGCAGCAGCAAACCAGCUCCAGAGAGGAAGGAAGAGACGCCCAUGUGUGAUGUUCAUGAGGAUGAGAAGAUCAAUAUCUACUGUGUGACCCACGGUGUGCCCACAUGCUCCAUGUGUAAGGUAUUUGGAAAUCACAAAGACUGCGAGGUGGCACCCAUCACCAGCAUCUACCAGACAAAGAAGACGGAGCUGAGUGACGGGAUCACCAUGAUGGUUGCUACGAACGACAGGAUGCAGGGCAUCAUCAGUCAGCUGGAGGAAGCCUGUCGUGCUAUAGAGGAGAACGGUCGCAGGCAGAAGACUCUGGUGUGCGAGAAGUUCGACCAGCUGUACUCCAUCCUGGAGGAGAAGAAGAGGCAGAUGAGUCAGAAGGUGACAGCCGAACAGGAAGAAAAGUUAAACUACAUCCGGGGCCUGACCAGGAAGUACGGGGAUCACCUGGAAGAGAGCUGUAAGAUUGUGGAGAAGGGGAUCCAGACGAUGGAGGAGCCAGAAAUGGCCUUAUUCCUAGAGAACACCAAGCCUCUCCUCAAAAAGAUUGCAGAAGCAUCAAGCAUAGCGCAUUUAGACAAAGUUGAGCGUGGUUACGAGAACAUGGAUCACUACAGCGCCAACUUCAAGAAAGAGGGGAAGGCCCUGCGCAGCAUCGACUUCAUCCAAGAUGAUGACGAUGACGACGAAGAGGAUGAGGAUGGAGAAGCCGGCGCAGAAGAUGGAGAGGGGGCACAGACUGUUACAUCCGCCUCCGUCCAACCUUCUGCCCCCCAGCAGACAAACUCCUCCCCGAGCGCAGCCAAGAGCGCAGCCUCGACCUAGCUGUCAGCCACGCGCCCAGACUGCACCUUCAACCGGGAGCGGGAUAAGUUUCACUCUGACUAGAUGUUGCUUUCAGGUCAGUUGUGAUACGUUUGCUCCCAGAUCAGGGGAACACUGAGACAGAUUUAGAUCUGUGCCGAAGGGAAAGUUUGAGUCGCUGCGGUAGAUCUAAAGAAAGAGACAGAAGUUUCAGUUCCCAUCUGCCUCUUUUAUUGAGAUUGUUUUAGCUUACAUCAGUGCAUACAGAGGAUCUAUAUUGUCUGGUUUAAUACAAAUUUUCUUUUAGUUGUUUUUGGCACAUUGCUUCACCAACAGUGUCUAAAUCUUAUUUCCACAAGUGAGACAUGUUCAUAGAUUUUUAAUGAAGCUGACCUUUUGCAAAUCACUUCUUAAACUACAUCAUUAGAAAUCAUGGCAAGGGUUCCCUGCCUGUCGUAUACAUUUUAUUACCGUUAUAACAUUAUGAGCAAGGAAGAGGAGUGUAAAAGUAUCACUGUGACAUUUCAGAAAUUCAUACAUCUGUCAGCCUGUGUCGUGUUUUUUGUUGUGUAAAAGACAUAUUUUCCUAUUAUGGGCACAAAUGUCAAUUUUCCCCUAACAUGAAUGAUUUAUGUGUCAUUAAAACAGAGUUUAAAAAACACCUUCAUGGUUGUAUUUUUCCACUA